Osmia bicornis bicornis is the source of this 4567-nucleotide messenger RNA. It is a transcript of the gene Nup160, whose product is annotated as nuclear pore complex protein Nup160 homolog. The transcript is spliced from 11 exons. Bases 107 to 4345 code for a protein of 1412 amino acids. Gene Ontology annotation, molecular function: structural constituent of nuclear pore. NCBI's taxonomy places the organism in Eukaryota, Metazoa, Arthropoda, Insecta, Hymenoptera, Megachilidae. Gene Ontology annotation, cellular component: nuclear pore. The record is from RefSeq and is a predicted model, not a curated record.
GUGAAGCAUGACACGAACGGUUGGUGCCCGCUAAAAUUUCGAGCAACGCUGUGAUGUAAUUUUAAAGUUAAAUUGAUCAAUUGUUAGCUUGAAAAUAAGGUAAAGAAUGGAAGAAUUCCCAUUAGGGUACCGUGAAGUUGUGCCUGAUCAAACAGUUCCAGAAAAAUGGAACGAAGUUACAUUGAACACGGGUGGAAGCCAAAGCACUUUACAAGACAUAAAAGUUCCAGAAAGAGCUGGCGGUUAUUCGUACAAUGAUUGCUCAAAGUAUUUUACGCGCAACCGCUUUAUUUAUUGGCAUAUCUGUCACGAUGUGCUAGAAUUGAUCGAGCAUAGUUUAGAUAUUAAUUUGGCCAAUUGUAGAGUAAGAUAUAAAUUUACAGAUACACCGCUUUUGGAUGGUAUCUCUAUACACGAAACAAUUAAUUCGGUUAUCAUAUUGAUAGUAACUGUUUCUAGUGUUCAUAAACUAUCAUUUCCUCACCCUGAAACAAUUCAUAAAAAUGAACAUUCAUUGAGUACAUACAAAGAUUUAGGUAUACAAUCAAUAUUUAGUGAAGCAUCUGCACAAAAUGCGAAAAGAAUCAAAGAGGAUCCUCACAUGUUUCAUGUUAUUACUAGUGCAGGAACUACAAAUUUUCCAGUGCCUCAUGCAGCUGCAUCAUGGUUUAUUCCUCCUCAGGAAGCAUUAUUUGCUCUUGCGUACAACUCAGGGACUAUUCUUCUCCUAAGACUAGACACGAAAACCGGCCUAGUACAUACCAGCGAAUUGAAACAGGAUUCUAUUGUGCCAAGAUUUCUAAGCGGUAUUGCGACUGCUUUCGGUGGCCGUAGUUCCGAAGCUCACGUAGCUAUGUCUCUAACGAUACAUAGUUGCGGAAAUGAUACGUAUUUGUUCGCCCUGUGUCGCGAGGGAAACAUUCGCAUGUGGUCGUGUAACAAAGCCCAAUGCGUGGCAGUAACCGAUGCAGCUAUCGACCAUCGUAUCGCAUCCCAGGGUGCCCAGGGUCACAUGUUGAGGAAAACGUUAGGUCCCAAUAAUGAAUUAUACCUGGGUAUCUUUUUAAAAUUCAGCACCAGAUGCGAGUUUAGUGUUUUAAAGCCCAUUCAAGACAAUGGGAUAUUUAAAUUUAUCAGAUUGUGUACGAGAUUUGCGCAAGACCAACAUCUAGUCGAUUUUUCUUUCACGACUACUCGAUUAUGGGCUGUUUGGAGGACGACCGAUAUGGACACUGUUGAAGUAACGCACGCACAAUUAUCGCUGUCCGGUACACGCGUCAAUUCCGAAUGGGAAACAGCGAUUCUGGAACAAACGCCGGACGCAGAUUACGUCCUCGGCGAUCCUGACACUGAUCCGAGACAAGCAUACAUAGAUUAUAUUUUUCAGCCCGGACAAUUUUCCUUGACGGAUAUAACGAAGGCGUUGAACAUUUACAGAAGGUCCAAUUGCAUAGAGGAGAAGAUUCUCGGCGUUUCCGAGUUGAAAGAACGCGUGUGCAUCGCGGUGGAGGCUGAAAUACAGGCUGAAAUAAUGGACUACGAGCUGAUGGAUGAAGAUUAUCUGGAGAUCGCUAAUCGUUGCUGGUCGAAAUUUUAUUCCUGCGUGAUCCAGUAUCAUGCAAACAGCACCAGACCCGUUGGGUUACUAUUACUACCGAACGUCUACGGAGUAAUAUUACUUAAAAAAUCAUCGUUCUCGCUUCUGAGACCGAUGGAAGCUCUGGAAUAUUUAAUGUUCUGUAACGAAAAAUCGUACACGUCUCGGUUUAAAACAACGCCCGUUUUAUCUCAAGACGAUGAUAUAUGCCAGGAUCUCAUUACGUUAAUGUCGGCACUGGUCUUGAUAGAAGAACAACUAUCCGAGGAGACGAAAGCAGCGAUGAAGAGAGAACUGUAUCAUUUAAAGAGUCCAGACAUCAUCGUCGAUGAUUUGUUAUCAAGACUGAUGUUAGAGUCGGAGGAACCCAUUAGCGAUUUUAUCACCCAUCAUCCUAGCUGUCACAGGCUGUCGAAUAUUAGAGACAUAUCCAGCGCUAUGGCGAUGCUACUAGAAGCGUUAACGUACGACCUUGGCCAGCCGAAUAAGUUGGAGAUGAACGGGGACCACGAUGCUUCGAAAGUUUUACUCAACAUAAAUCAUUUUCUCAGCAGCCAGUUGGGUAUCUCCGCAAUAGCGAAAAGCGUAGCUCAGAUAACGCUCCUGAGAUUCUCAAUCUGCAGAAAUUUAUUAAUCUUGCAACAGAUAAUAUUACUGCGACCCGAGUUAUUCGAUCCCAGGUCUUUGCAUUCUGUUAAAUCAUCAUUAGCACCCAGAACGGUAGUUUUAACCCAGGCUUAUUAUGUUGUCACGUGGAUAUGCGAAUCUACAGCACUGUCAGCACCUGUUCAAUCACUGUUAGAUUCCAGUAUCCAACGUUUAGCAAUGUUGAAGUUCGUCGACGCUAGGUCCAACAUAGGCUUCAGACAGCAUCGAUCAAUGUCGUUACUUGAAUUAUUCAUACAGAACAGUGGUGCGAAACAUGCCCACAGUUUAAUGGCUCAUACUAAUUUGAAUGCAAACACUUUGAUCCCCUGGCAUUAUGGCAUGUUGACGCACGUUACGCUUAUCGCACAGCUCAUAUGGCCAAGAUCUGGGAACUUCAUCUUUCCUGAAUGGCUGUUGUCCAGUUGUCAGUUCCUCCUGGUUCAGGAGUACGUGAGGCUUUUAAACACAUGGUGCGAAUGGAACAGCGCGUCCCGAAAAUUUAUCCUGGCAGUAGCGUUACUGGAAAUGGGAGAGGUACAGAAAGCCUGCGAUCAUUUCCUCCGAGCGUCUGGAGGAAUUUUGACAGACGAAUUCCUAGCCGAUGCCCUGCUCGACUCCAGCGAAAUGUCGGAGAGCAGCGCUUUGAUUCAAUAUUAUUUAAAAGUUGUCAAGCUGUUCGAGGAACGCAAUGCCGCCGACUGCAUCGUACAGCUCGCCGAAACGGCUAUAAUGAUGGCCGAUAAAGAGGACCCUAAUUUACCGACGCUGCAUUCUAUAGUGUUCACGCAACAUUUGAACUUAGGGCAUCACACGAAAGCGUACAAUUGUUUAAAUUCAAACCCGGACGCUGCUCGCAGAGUGGAUUGCUUGAGGCAAUUAGUGGUAACUUUAUUUGAACGAAAGAAAUUAAUAGACUUGAUUUCAUUCCCGUACGUUGACAUGUACGAGGAUCUAGAAAGGAUAGUAGAGGGCAGAGCCAGAAGCGUGGAUCUGAUGGAAAAUAAUUACUACAAUUUUUUAUACAGUUUCCAUAUAAAUAAAGGAAACAUGCGAAAAGCUGCUUCUGUGAUGUACGAACAAGCCAUGCGUUUGAGUCAAGAAUCGCAGUCGGUUCCAGUUGUAUCCAGACAAGCUCAGUGCUUAUUAGCGUGCAUUAAUGCCUUACACCUUGUAUCCGAGAAUUACAGGUGGAUUGUAAGACCUGUAAUCGAUCAGAAUUAUUCAGAGGAAAUGGAUGAUCAGGAUAUGCAGUCAAGAAGAAGCAUGAGCGACAAGGAGAUUCUGAAUUACAAUAUAAAGAAACAGAUCGAGGUUCUCGAAUUGAACGACAUAAAGAAAGAAUACUAUAUCGUGGACGCCAGAUUGAAAGUAUCAAAAGUAAAUUCGGAACUGCAGGUGGUCACGCACGCCGGUCCCUCGGAACUUGUCAUUAUUUUGUCAACUAUCGGGCUGUACACAACGGCGUUACAUUUGUGCGACGAGUUUAAAAUAAAUAAAAGUUCCGUCUUCGAGAGCCUCACCUCGCAGUGUAUACGAUUAAGUCGAAGAGAAGAUUCGAACGCAUGGGACUGGCUUAUUCAGAAUGAUAUAUUCGAUAUCGGUCUGACUAACACAAAUCUCACAAAUACCGCUUGGGGAUUGUUGCAGUACUUGACUUUGAGCCACGAGAAAGAUAGGUGCAGCGAACUGCAUAAAGCAGUUUCUAGAAAGUUACUUCAGGAAGGGGCUUUUAUACCUCAGUGGUUAUUAAUGUCGUACAAGAAACGAAAUGCCGCAGAACUUCUCCGUCUGAUGCUGAACACUGGUAGAAUAUUAGAAGCUAGUGAUUUGGCAGUGGAAUAUAUUCAUGCCGUGAUGGGAAGCGGCAAGAUAGAACAUUUCGGUCUUCAAUCAUUCUUGACAGCUAGAGAUCCACCGGUUUGGUUACCAUUUAAUACAUUAGAAAUACUUUUGUACGAGUUAAAGGAAGCCAGCAAAGAGAAUUCAAUAUUUUCUGAGGGUUAUCAAAAAUUACAAGAAACGUUAAAUAUUUACAAAGAAAAAGUGAUCAGGGUAUCACAGGAUAUGAUUCAACUGAAGUUCAGCAGCAAGAAGCACUGAUAGAUCUAAAGACAAUCACAACAGCUUAUAAAAAUAAAAAUAGAAAAAGGACUUUGUAAAGAGGAAUUAUGCAAGCACAGUAAGAACAAAGCUGCCAUUAAUCAUUAUCCUAACGAGUAAUAUCUCACCAUCGCGCCAAUAAGUUUUGUAUACUUCAUAAGUGGGUACACGAAUUCUUCUUAUAAUAGUUUUAUUAGUUAUAAUUACAGAAUCAAGAAGAUU